Messenger RNA from Vanessa tameamea, 856 nucleotides. Its product is annotated as phosphatidylglycerophosphatase and protein-tyrosine phosphatase 1-like. NCBI's taxonomy places the organism in Eukaryota, Metazoa, Arthropoda, Insecta, Lepidoptera, Nymphalidae. Gene Ontology annotation, molecular function: protein tyrosine phosphatase activity; protein tyrosine/serine/threonine phosphatase activity. The record is from RefSeq and is a predicted model, not a curated record. The coding region runs from base 16 to 837 and encodes 273 amino acids. Gene Ontology annotation, cellular component: cytoplasm. Gene Ontology annotation, biological process: protein dephosphorylation. The transcript is spliced from 3 exons.
GUUAAGUAAUAAACAAUGAGUACUAUUAGGAACAGAACCAAUGUAAAGUUAGCGAAACUUUUUUACAAAUACGCUGUAAGAACCGAUCACGAAGAAGAAACAAAAGAUGAGGAUAAUGAAUCCAUAGAGGCAGACGAGGACUCGUAUCCGCCUUUUAAUUUUUCAUGGUUCAUCGAAAACAAGAUCGCGGCCAUGGGCUGUCCACAGAAAGUUGCCAACUUAAAUUAUUUAGCAGAUGUUGGAAUUACUCACAUAAUCACCUUGUCGCCCGAACGUAUUCCACCUCUAAUGUUUUGUAAACGAAGAUUGAAGUGUACGAAAAUUCCGAUCAAAGAGUUUGGUGCGCCGACCAUGAAACAGAUUAUAAAAUUUAUUGAACUUUGUAAAAAGGCCGAAAUUACAGGAGAGAUUAUUGGCGUCCACUGUCUAAACGGCCAUGCUCGUACUGGUACGAUGCUGGCCUGCUAUCUCGUUUUCUUCAAGAACAUGACGCCAGAACGCGCUUUACUUACAGUACGGGUAAAACGACCAGGCUCCUGCGAGGCUUAUGCUCAAGAGAUGGUCUGUCAUUACCACGAUUGCAUCCGGGGUACAAUUACGAAGCCAGACUAUCGCCUCGUCGAUGAUAAGCUAUAUUUCGACUUCUCAAUGAAACACUCAUAUCCGGAUGAAGAAUCACUCACAAAUUUGAGCGAUGAAAUACCUUUUGUUAAAGUAGAAACUUUCAAAGACAAACUUUAUAAAGACGCUGAAUUCAUUAAAAAGGUCGAUAAAGUUGAGGCGGAGAAAAAGAAAAGAAUGAAAACAAUGGUCAUCAAUCAUAAGAUUUAUUUUUAAAGCGGUUACAUGUGCGUAU